UCGGAAUGACAGCGCCGUAAAACUCGGUCGCAGUGACUGAUCUGGCCUUCCACUCAACGCAUCGGAAAGGUGAUGUAUAACCAGCAUUGAUCCUCUGCACAAUGGUCGUGCCUGAUACAGCUAAUUACGCGAUCACCACCAUACUGUUAACACUUGUCGCUGUGGACAUUGCAGGAAAUACAUUGGUUUGUUUGAUCAUAAAAAGACACCUUCAGAUGAGGACUCCCAUAAAUUAUUUACUCGUGAACCUGGCUAUUUGCGAUAUCCUGUUUGCAACAUUUAUCACACCAAAGAUUGUUGUAAGCUUCAAUAUAACUCACCCGGAUGGAACUGCAGGCUCAGUCCUUUGUAAGUUGGUGACAGGUGGAAAUCUGGCCUGGCUUCCUGGAAUCACCUCAGUUGUUACUUUGGUAGCUAUUGCUGUGGAACGAUAUUAUACUGCGCUUUACCCACUGGAUCCAAAGAGAAAACUGACCUACCGUAAGUUUAAGGUGAUCGUCCUUAGUUCUUGGGUGUUCUCGCUGAUUUUCAACUCACCAAAAUUUUUCGUCAGGACAUUUGAUGACCAGAAAAAUCAUUGUGUACAAAGCUGGCCCAAAAGGUGGAUGAUUACAGCUUCCUGCUUGACGUGGUUGUUUCUGAUCGUAGUUUCCGUUGGCAUAAUGAUUGUGUUAUACUCUAAAGUAGUAUACACGUUAUGGUACAAACCCAAUGAUGGCAACCCACUAAACUAUCAACAACGGAGUGUGCUGAAGGUGCGGAAACGCGUCACUUUGAUGGUCAUAACUGUCAGUGUCAUAUUUGCGAUUUGUUGGGGAGCAGAGUCAAUUGAAUACGUGUUAAGAUUUCUCACGACUCUGAACAUCACCUUCGUCCAUAUUACCAUCGUUGACAUGAUGGUGUUGUUUAAUUCAGCUGUUAACCCAUUCAUAUAUGCCCUCCUGAACCAUCAAUUCAGACAGAAGAUCAGAAGAGUGACUUGCUGCCUAAGUUCUGUGGUAGCGCCUAGGCCACGGGCUGAAACCGGCACGAAGAAAAGUUUUGUGGAUGAAACCAAGCCUUAUAUUCUUAAAUAGCUCAUGACAAAUGGCUCAGAAGCCGUCAAAGUACCUUAGUUCUUCCUUGUUAGUGGCCAAAAAUCCACUUCAGAGAAAAAAGACUGCAUGUAGUAGAAAACUAAGCCAACUUAUAUCUUGAGCACGGAAUCUUUGUAUCGUUUACGACCAGUAUGGAUCAUA
Molecule: messenger RNA, 1238 nt
Organism: Pocillopora verrucosa
Lineage: Eukaryota; Metazoa; Cnidaria; Anthozoa; Scleractinia; Pocilloporidae
Product: pyroglutamylated RF-amide peptide receptor-like
Biological process (GO): cellular response to hormone stimulus; G protein-coupled receptor signaling pathway
Cellular component (GO): plasma membrane
Molecular function (GO): peptide binding; G protein-coupled receptor activity
Source: RefSeq, a predicted model, not a curated record